AUGGACCCAGAAGGAGUUCCUCCUCCAGUGAACAUGGCUCUGCCAGAUCCAGUGUUGAUUGAAGACUCCGACCUCACAAGCUGGGAUUUGAUCGGCUCCGGGUUAUAUGGAGAAAUCUUCAAAGCCAGGCAUCAGGGGUGGUGCCUAGACGUGGCCAUUAAGCUGUUUCAUUACUAUGACGGGACCAGUUCAUCUUUGUGGCGGGAGGUCGACAUGAUGCGUCAAGAAAGCAGUGAGUAUGUUAUGCAGGUCCUCGGUGUCUUCAGGGGUCGACCCCAGGACUCUGGACCCUCAGCCCAGCUGGGUCUGGUCAUGAAGUACAUGGAGAAAGGAUCUCUGGACUCUCUACAGAAAACUUUAGACGGAGUUCCACCGUUACCGCUGGUCUUCAGGCUGGCUCACCAGGUGGCUCUGGGGAUAAACUUCCUCCACAGCCUCCCCACUCCCAUCCUCCACCUGGACCUGAAGCCCAACAACGUGCUGCUGGACUCGUAUCUCAAUGCCAAGCUCACAGGUUUUGGGCUUUGUAAGCCUUUUCCGAAUAAGGCUCUGUUUUCCGAGAGGAAUAAAGAAGACGGGGGAGGGACGGUCAGAUACAUGCCACCGGAGGCUUUUACAUCAAAUUACCAACCUUCACAAGCCUUUGAUAUCUACAGCUAUGGUAUCCUGCUGUGGUCCAUCGCCACAGGGAAACAACCGUAUUCAUAUGCACCAACCAGCGUUGUGAUAUCCCAGAUCCUCAGGGGACAUCGACCAUCGCUGGAAGAGCUCAGCAUCCGGGCUGCAGACCAGGAGGAGCUGAGAGGACUGAUGGAGCUCAUGAAAAUAUGCUGGAAGACCAGGGCCAACCAAAGACCCUCAUCCUUGGAAUGUACAAACAUCACAGAGGAACUGUAUGAGAGGCACGAACAUGGAAUUAAUAAUGCCGUCUUUGAAGUGCUGAAAAAACUGCGGGAGCAGAAGGAACAAGACAAACUGACGGAAGAUCUUCACUGGCUUCGCGUUGAUCCGGACUCAGGUUUUACAAAUUCUUUCACUUUCAAAAGAUGA
Molecule: messenger RNA, 1050 nt
Organism: Limanda limanda (common dab)
Lineage: Eukaryota; Metazoa; Chordata; Actinopteri; Pleuronectiformes; Pleuronectidae
Product: receptor-interacting serine/threonine-protein kinase 3-like
Exons: 8
Coding region: 1-1050 (349 amino acids)
Biological process (GO): protein phosphorylation
Molecular function (GO): ATP binding; JUN kinase kinase kinase activity
Source: RefSeq, a predicted model, not a curated record